Molecule: messenger RNA, 3977 nt
Organism: Manihot esculenta (cassava)
Lineage: Eukaryota; Viridiplantae; Streptophyta; Magnoliopsida; Malpighiales; Euphorbiaceae
Product: putative disease resistance protein RGA3
Exons: 2
Coding region: 10-3687 (1225 amino acids)
Biological process (GO): defense response to other organism
Molecular function (GO): ADP binding
Source: RefSeq, a predicted model, not a curated record
AUAUUUUCUAUGAUAAACAUUAUUUCCUUAAUUGUAUUAUAUCCUCGUAAUACUUUGUGUGUCAUCAGAAGAACCCAUCAAGAAAAUCCUUGUUUAUCUACAUUUUUUUCGGCAAAGAAUACAAAAAUGGCAGAGAUAGCCAUAUCCCCAAUUUUGCAAGUUGUUUUUGACAGACUAGCUUCUCCAGUUCUUGGAAAGCUUCGUGAACUCUGCAAUCUGAAGCAUAACUUAGAGAAGCUACAGCAGUCAUUGCCUAUAAUUCAAGCCAUUCUUGAAGAUGCAGAAGAGCGGCAAGUGACUGACAAAGCUGUGAAAGCUUGGCUGUUGAAGCUCAAAGAUGUGGCUUAUGAUUCAGAUGACUUGUUGGAUGAGCUUGCUGCAGAAAUCACUCUUUGUGAGAGUCACUGCAGCACUGGGAGUCAGGUACGCAGCUUGCUUUUACCUUUUGAACCAUCAAGGCGUCUUUUUCGCAUUGCUUCUGAUCUUGAAAAGAUGCUUAAGGUGUUGGAUAAAAAAAUAAGCGAAGGACUGCACUUCAAUUUGAAAGAAAAAGCUUGUAAUAUGCAGUCUGAGAGUGCAGCUAAAAAUAGAGACACAGGCUCCUUUAUAAUUAAAUCAGAAGUUUAUGGGAGAGGGAAGGAUAAAGAGAAGAUUUUAGAACUUCUAUCACCAUCUUUCCAUGGGAAAAUUAUAGGGGAUGUUACAAUUAUUCCUAUAGUUGGUAUUGGUGGGAUUGGAAAGACAACCCUUGCUCAAUUGGUUUACAAUGAUGAUAAGUUGAUAGGUAGCUUUGAUUUGAAAUUGUGGGUUUAUGUCUCUGAUGAUUUCAAUGUUAAAAGGAUAAUUAAAGCUAUUGUAGAGUCAGCAACCAGGAAAAGAUGCAAGUUCUCAGAGAUGGAUAUACUGCAAUCUGAACUGCAGGAUUCAUUAUGUGGGAAAAGGUUCUUGCUUAUUUUGGAUGAUGUAUGGAUUGAAGAUCCAUGUGAGUGGGAGAAGCUUGGAAAUUUGUUGAGAGGUGGUCUGGGGGGAAGCAAGGUAAUAGUGACGACUCGUAGUAACAAAGUUGCAUCAAUGGUCGGAACAAUCUCUCCAUAUUAUCUCACAGGCUUGCCUGAGGAUGCUUGCUGGGCUUUGUUCAAGGAUCGAGCUUUACCAUUGGGAGAUAAUGAAAAGUAUCCUAAAUUGGUGUCAAUCGGAAAACAAAUCCUCAAGAAAUGUGGAGGAGUGCCAUUAGCUCUAACAACUUUGGGAAGCCUGAUGCGUCUCAAAAGAGAGGAGAAGGACUGGUUGGAUGUGCAAAAGAAUGAGCUUUGUUACAUGGAUGAAUGCCAAAGCCAAAUUCUGCCUGCAUUAAGAUUGAGUUACAGCCAUUUGCCUGCAUAUCUUAAACGUUGCUUUGCAUACUGUUCACUUUUUCCGAAAAACUAUGAAUUCCAAAAAGAGAAAUUAAUCCAUUUAUGGAUGGCAGAAGGCUUUAUUUUAGCACAGGAAGGAGACAGACAGCUAGAAGACAUAGGAAAUUAUUAUUUUGAUGAGUUACUGUGGAGGUCCUUCUUUCAGGAAGUUAAAGUUGGUAAACAUGGCAACAGGAAAGUGUACAAAAUGCAUGAUCUCAUUCAUGAUCUUGCACAUUAUGUUGGAGGAAAUGAGUUUGUGAAGCUGGAGAAAGUUCAUGGAGUUAAACUUGCGCGAGCUCGUCAUGCAUCAAUAAUUCACAAUCAUAGGCCUUCAAUAAUUCCACAAGCUUUGUUGAAUGCAAAACGUCUACGGACCCUGCUUUUGAUGUCUCCUGCAGUUUUCUCUGGAGAACUUUCCUUUUUGCCCACUAAUUUUAAGUACUUACGAGCGCUAAAUUUAAGUGGGUAUGGCAUAAAAAAACUGCACGAAUCAAUCUGUGAAUUGAUGUGUUUGAGAUAUCUUGAUGUGUCCAACACAUCUGUUCAAAUGCUUCCUGAAACCAUCUGUGAUCUUUGUAAUUUGCAGACAGUUGACUUAUCAGGUUGCUCUCACCUUCACAAGCUGCCCAGCAGGAUGGAAAUGUUGAUCAAUUUAAGACACCUUUUUUUAGUAGGGUGUGAAGCACUGACAUGUAUGCCAGCUGGAAUCGGAAAGUUGAUUCAUCUUCAGACAUUGCCUAUAUUCAUUGUCGGCAAGGGAAUUGGAGAAAGCAUUACUGAACUUAGAUCUGUCAACCUCCGAGGUGAGCUAAACAUCAAAUGCUUGGAGAAUGUCGGAGGCCCAGCAGAGGCAAAAACUGCAAAUUUGAAAGAAAAGACCUACAUUCAGGUGCUUCGCUUAUUCUGGGAAGAUAAUGACGGAGGCAUGAAGAUCCAAUCUGCAAGGCCAACACAUUCCAGUGGCAUGAAUACUGGAAGAAAUUUUCAGUCAUCAGGAUUAUGGCAUGGAAAUCAUGGUGGUGAUGCUCAAUCCAUAGAUGUGGAAGAAAUCCUGAAAUGCCUUGAGCCACACCCAAAUCUUGGUAAGCUUUUCAUCAGAGGGUAUCCAGGAGUCAAAUUUCCACAAUGGGUACUUCCAAAUCUUACUGUGGUGGUUUUAAUCAACUGCAAAAGGUGUGAAAACUUGCCAACCCUUGGGCACCUUCCUUACCUGAAGUUACUGUACCUGCAAGGCAUGGACAAUGUUGAGUGCAUUUCCAGAGAAUUCUAUAGCAUUGGCACCCAGAGACCAUUCCCAGCUUUGAAGGAAUUAACUCUCAGAAAGUUUCCAAAGUUGAAAGAAUGGUCUAAGGGCGAUGGAAGAGAAGCAUUUCCUUGCCUGGAAAAGCUAAUUGUGAGCAAAUGCCCAGAGCUGAGUACAUCACCAUUGUUUCCAUCACUACAACAUCUAGAGUUGCACGAUUGCCAUCCAUCGAUAAUUACCUCCAUGGAAAAUCUAUCCUUGCUUUCUGUUCUUGUGGUUGAAAAUAUCCCUGGAUUGACAGUUCUAUCAGGAAAGUUGCUGGAAAACAAUACUUUUCUAGCCUCUCUGAAGAUCAGCUCAUGUGGAAGUCUCUGUUGUCUGCCUUCAGAACUAGAAAAACUCACAGCUCUCAAGUCAUUGACAAUAUGCUCAUGUCAGGAGCUAUCAGCUUUGCCAGAAGGAUUGCAUAACCUUAAAUCUCUGGAGUCCUUGGAGAUUAAUGAAUGUCGCAAUAUUAUCUCUUUGUCAGAUGCCAGUGUUGGAGGCUUAAGCAGCCUAAAAAUCUUUUCCAUUGAGAACUGUACUAAUCUUACUUCUUUAUCAGCUGGACUGCUGAAUCUCAUUACUCUUGAGCAACUCACUAUUGUAGAUUGCCCAAAUUUGGCUUCUUUGCCUAAUGAAUGGAGAAAUCUUUCAGUCCUCAGGAGCUUGAGCAUUCUAUGUUGUCCAAAGUUGGAUUCUUUGCCAGAUGGGCUGCAAUAUGUUACAACAUUGCAAACUUUGGAAAUUCGUAGCUGUCAUGGUCUGAAAGAUUUGCCAGAGUGGGUGGAUAAACUUUCUUCAUUAAGAUCACUGGCAAUUUCAGAUUGCAAAAAUUUGACUUCCUUGCCAGAUGGACUGCAACACCUUAGUAAACUCCAGCACUUGUCUAUUCAAGGUUGUCCUAAUCUUGAGAGCUGGUGCAAGCAAGAGAAAGGUAGAAAGGUCAGGCGGAGUGUGUCUCAUGUUCCCCAUCUCUACAUUGGGUCACCUGAGUUCCAGAAAUAGUUCAGAAUAGAUGCAUAUCAGGUCCUAGAAGACAUGGAUAUAGAUGUAGAUGAACUGCUUGGUAAUGAACAGCCUAUACAACUGUAGAAAAGUCUAGAGGAAGAUUAUUGGAUGGUCUUCAAAAUCUGCAGCCAGACCUGAAAGGACUCAAGUGGAUUGUGGUUUUGAAUAUGAAUUUGGAGUUCAAUUUUCUGUCCUUGUUACCAGCACCUCUAUUGCCGUUGCUCCUCCAUUUCAAAACUCACCUGGUAUUAGUUUUGAGUAUUCAAUUUGUAUUCUUUGCGGCCAAA